AUGCUAGUUACAACUUCUACCAUUUUGUAUGUGGCAAAGUUUUUUAUCUCCAUAACGGAUCCGAAUCCUCCACCAAUGUCGUUCUAUCGGAUAGUGUAUGAAACCACUGUUCCAUACAUCCAAUUGAUACCUAAAAGCACAAUUUUUUUCCCCUGGGUCAUAGUGCUGGCAAUAUUUGCAGAAAUCACUAUAGUAUCAUUUGUAUUUUCCUUUGUUGUUUUAAUUGUUGGAAGUAAAUUUGCUGAGAAGUUUUGGGGCUACUAUGAAACUGUCAAAUUUGUACUUGUUAUUGGAAGUGUGACUAACUUGAUUACUGUUUUGAUUGCAAUUAUUUCAAACUUGUUCAGAUCCGAUGGAUACAGUAUGGAUUUACCACUAGGUGGAGGAAUAUCGUACUAUUUUGGAUUUCUCGUUGUUUUUAAACAAUUGAUCCCCGAACAUAAUAUUGUAUUGUUUCAAGGAUUGGUUAAUUUCAGAAUUAAGCAUUUACCAUUUGCCCUUUUGAUAGUAUUGAGUUUUUGGUCGAUCUUGAUAAGCCACUCUUUAUAUCCAGCAAUACCGUCCAUUGUCAGUUUCUUAGUGGCUUUUAACUAUUUGAGGUUUUUCCAACCGUUGAGAACUGAGCCUACAUUGCCCAUCUCCUCUAAUGACUCUGCUAAUGGAUCGAUAUUGAUUGGUGAUGCUUCAGAUACUUUCCAAUUGAUUGAAUUUUUCCCCAGCGUCACAAAACCAUAUUUGGGCCCUGUUUUCAACCAAGUAUAUGAAUUCUCGGUGUUUUUAGGAAUAGUUACUCCAUUCAAUGACGAGAGAGUGCAGCAAAGUAAUUCAAGAGCUCAAAAGAGACAAGAGAAUCAAGUGAACAAUAUCGUGGCAAGCUCGGUGGCAGAGAGGAGAAGACAAGUAGCAUUGCAAGUAAUUGAAGAAAGAAUAAGUAAAGAGACACCGAAAUAG
This is a messenger RNA of Lodderomyces oxycetoniae, 951 nucleotides long. RefSeq lists its product as uncharacterized. The record is from RefSeq and is a predicted model, not a curated record. Gene Ontology annotation, biological process: retrograde vesicle-mediated transport, Golgi to endoplasmic reticulum. NCBI's taxonomy places the organism in Eukaryota, Fungi, Ascomycota, Pichiomycetes, Serinales, Debaryomycetaceae. Gene Ontology annotation, cellular component: Golgi apparatus; membrane. The transcript has a single exon. The coding region runs from base 1 to 951 and encodes 316 amino acids.